Molecule: messenger RNA, 565 nt
Organism: Oncorhynchus keta (chum salmon)
Lineage: Eukaryota; Metazoa; Chordata; Actinopteri; Salmoniformes; Salmonidae
Product: rho GTPase-activating protein 44-like
Exons: 6
Biological process (GO): regulation of actin cytoskeleton organization; neurotransmitter receptor transport, endosome to postsynaptic membrane; regulation of dendritic spine morphogenesis
Cellular component (GO): cytoplasm; presynaptic active zone; postsynaptic density
Molecular function (GO): GTPase activator activity; protein binding
Source: RefSeq, a predicted model, not a curated record
AUGACAGGUUUCACCAGUCGGUCCAAGUCCUCCAGUCACCCGAGCAACCUGCAGGCGGGCGGGGCCAAGGGGGAGGCCCUCAGAGAGGAGAUGGAAGAGGCAGCCAAUAGGAUGGAGAUCUGCAGGGAUCAACUAUCAGCGGAUAUGUAUAAUUUUGUGGCCAAAGAAAUCGACUAUGCAAACUACUUUCAGACGCUCAUAGAGAUCCAGGCAGAAUAUCACAGGAAGUCUCUAGAGAUCCUCCAGAGUGUCCUGCCCACCAUUAAGGCUCACCAGGAGGCGUGGGUGGAGAAGCCUUCGUAUGGCAAGGCCCUGGAGGAACACCUGACUAUCAGCAGCAGAGAGAUCGCCUUCCCCCAUCGAGGCCUGUGUCACAAUGCUGCUGGAGUGUGGCAUGCAGGAGGAGGUAUAGGAAAAGAUGAAGCCUGCUUUACACUAAGUUUCCCAGACCCAGGUCUGUUCAGAGUUGCCCCCUCGGCCUCCAAGCUGAAGAAGCUGAAGGCCUCCCUGGACUGUGGUGUUAUGGACGUACAGGAGUAUUCAGCUGACCCCCACGCCAUCGCAG